AUGGCGUAUUACAAUGCCGUGCCUCAACUUUUGCACGACCAGUGGCCCAUCAAGAAAGCCCUCACAUUCUCCGACAUCGAUAUCACCCACCCAUUCCUCACAUUGUCCAGACAGCAAGUCGAGGCCCAUAUCGUGGUCCACAUGACACCUCAGCAGCAGGACCACCUAAGAGCCGAGGGCCAGGUCAGCUUCAAUGCCCAUGACUAUGACGCGAACGAAAUCUCCUCCAUGAAGCUCAAAUGGCGCGGAAGCUACUACAGCCUCAUUGGCAAGUGGGGCAAAGUCGUCCGCACGAAAAGACUCGAAGUCGGGCAGGAAAUUAAACUCCGGUGGCUCGACAGCUGUCUCCACUUCUCCGUCCCACAGCAGCACAUUGUCACGGUGGUACCGCCUGUAAGAAUGGUGGCGUCUCCUCUAGUGCACGACAGCUGGCCGAUCAGAAAGACGCUGACAUCAUCCGAUGUCGACAACUGGCCCAUCAAGAAAGCGCUGACGCUUUCUGAUGUGGACACGAACCACCCGUUUUUGACAUUGCCCGGGAAAGGAGUGGAGGACCAUAUUUUGGUUUACUGGGCCCACCAGGCUCGGGAGCAGCUGAGGAACGAUCAACAGGUGAGUGUGAACGCGCGGGAUUAUGACACGGGGGAUUUGUAUGUGAUGAAGCUGAAGUGGCGUGGGAGUUAUUAUAAUCUGAUUGGUAAAUGGGGGAAGAUUAUUAGGGAGAAGAGGCUGCGUGUUGGGAGGGAGAUUAGGGUCAGGUGGGAGAAUGGGUGCGUGGUGUUUUCGGUGCCUCAAUGA
Molecule: messenger RNA, 798 nt
Organism: Striga asiatica
Lineage: Eukaryota; Viridiplantae; Streptophyta; Magnoliopsida; Lamiales; Orobanchaceae
Source: the annotation of a GenBank genome assembly